Messenger RNA from Trichosurus vulpecula (common brushtail), 5544 nucleotides. RefSeq names its product protein phosphatase 6 regulatory subunit 2 (gene PPP6R2). Lineage: Eukaryota; Metazoa; Chordata; Mammalia; Diprotodontia; Phalangeridae. The coding region runs from base 506 to 3448 and encodes 980 amino acids. The transcript has 26 exons. Gene Ontology annotation, molecular function: protein phosphatase regulator activity; protein phosphatase binding. Gene Ontology annotation, cellular component: cytosol; nucleus. The record is from RefSeq and is a predicted model, not a curated record.
GCGCCUCUGCAGCCGCCAUUUUGGAGUGAGUCGGCCUGAACCCGAGCCCGCGGCUGAGCCGGUGAGGCCUGCGGCGGCGGCGGCGGGGCGGCGGUGGUGGCGGAGCCGCGGAGCGCCCGGAGCCCGGCGCCGACGCCGAGGCGCAGCAUCUAAGAACCAGUGGAUUUGGCAGGGUGAUCAACAGAACCAGGGGAUGUGGUGCCUUAGAUUGGUUGGUUUAAGGCAAGGAGACUGGAGAGAAAUCUUUCACUGAGUGAAUACCCUCACAAAAUCACCCAAAUGUUCCUUUGCUUGAGGACAGGAUUUCAUCUUUGAAACAAGAAGUUUCUCCGGAAGGCAUGCCUGUGUUCGAAGGUCAUGACACUGUGUCGAAGGGUUUGGAGAAAUGGAUGACCUCUUAGAGAUAUAUCCAAGCUGGGAUUCAUGAUUCAGAUAGACUUGGCCUAGAGACUCUUCUGCCUUUCACAUUCUGGGAUUCUAUGAAAGCUUGGUGAGCCCUAUCACCAUGUUCUGGAAGUUUGAUUUGAACACAACAUCCCAUGUCGAUAAACUGCUGGACAAGGAGGAUGUAACUCUGCAUGAGUUGAUGGAUGAAGAUGACAUCCUACAGGAAUGUAAAGCGCAGAACCGCAAGCUUCUGGACUUCCUCUGCAAACAGCAGUGUAUGGAGGAGCUGGUGAGCCUCAUCACUCAUGACCCACCCCUGGACAUGGAAGAGAAGGUCCGCUUCAAAUACCCCAACACAGCCUGUGAACUCCUGACCUCUGAUGUGCCACAGAUCAAUGAUAAACUGGGAGGAGAUGAAAGUUUACUUAACAUCCUUUAUGACUUCUUGGACCAUGAGCCCCCUCUCAACCCUCUACUGGCCAGCUUUUUCAGCAAGACCAUUGGCAAUCUUAUUGCAAGGAAAACUGAACAGGUGAUCACAUUUCUGAAAAAGAAAGACCAGUUCAUUAGUCUGGUACUCAAGCACAUUGACACCUCUGCCAUGAUGGACCUGCUGCUUCGCUUGAUAAGCUGCGUGGAGCCUGCAACUCUUCGGCAGGAAGUCUUGAAUUGGCUGAAUGAAGAGAACAUCAUUGAGAGGCUUGUAGAGCUGAUCCACUCAAGCCAGGAUGAAGAUAGACAAUCAAAUGCUUCUCAGACCCUCUGUGAUAUCAUCCGACUCAGCAGAGACCAGAGCAGUCAGACACAAGAGAUUUCUGAGCCUGACCCCCUCCUCACAGUCCUGGAGUCACAGGGAUGUGUGGAACAGCUCCUCAAGAAUAUGUUUGAUGGAGACCUGACUGAAAACUGCUUAGUCAAUGGCACUCAGAUUUUACUGACCUUGUUGGAAACAAGGAGAUCUGGGGUGGAGGGCCUGGCGGACUCAUUCUCUCAGGGACUUGAAAGGUCUUACACUGUCAAUAGCAGCAUAUUGCACGGCAUUGAACCAUGGUUGAAGGACUUUCAUCAGCUUCUUCUCAACCCUCCAAAGAAAAUGUCAAUCCUGACCACCAUUGGGGUACUGGAAGAGCCCCUGGGAAACGCUCGACUCCACGGGGCACGGCUCAUUGCUGCCUUGCUGCAUACGAACACACCCAGUAUUAACCAAGAGUUGUGUCGGCUCAAUACCAUGGACUUGCUACUUGACUUGUUUUUUAAGUUCACCUGGAAUAACUUUCUGCAUUUCCAAGUGGAGUUGUGUGUAGCAGCUAUUCUGUCCCACUCUACCCGGGAAGGAGGAAUAUCAGCCAGUGAGUCUGAUUGCCGAGAAGAGAUGAACAGUGGCAAUGGAAGCUUGGAAAAAACUGAGUCUGCAGAGGCCACCUCUGAAAACGUGAUGGUAACACACCUGUUCCAGAAGUGCUGCUUGGUACAGAGGAUCUUGGAUGCCUGGGAAGCCAAUGACAGAAUCCAGGCCGAAGGUGGGAUGAGGAGGGGAAACAUGGGCCACCUGACCCGGAUAGCCAACGCUGUUGUCCAGAACAUGGAGAAGGGCCCCAUUCAGUCUCAGAUCAGCUCAUUCAUCAAAGAGCUUCCUGAGGAUUGUCGAGGGCGAUGGGAGAGCUUUGUGGAGGAGACGCUGCCGGAGACCAACCGGAGAAACACGGUCGACCUGGUGAGCACUCACCACCUUCACUCAUCCAGUGAGGACGAGGACAUGGAAAGUGCUUUUCCUAACGAGCUGACCCUGCAGCAGGCCUUCUCGGAAUACCAGAUCCAGCAGAUGACAGCCAACUUCGUGGAUCAGUUCGGUUUCAAUGAUGAAGAGUUUGCAGACCAGGAUGAUAACAUCAAUGCCCCUUUUGACAGGAUUGCUGAGAUCAACUUCAACAUCGACGCUGAUGAUGACAGUCCCAAUGCAUCUCUGUUUGAAGCAUGCUGCAAUGACCGGAUCCAGCCAUUCGAUGACAAUGAGGAGGAGGAAGACAUCUGGGAGGACAAGGAGAUCAACUAUGCAACUCAAGCCAAAUCCAGGACCAGGUUUGGUGCUUCCCAUACCUCAGAGUAUUCCGCUAAAAGUAAUCUGGAGAAUGGGGAUCGGGAUGGCAGUGAGGACUCGGAGGAGGAGGAGGAGGAGGAGGCGGAGGCGGGCGAGGUCCUGCAGGACGGCGGCACUCCUCCAAAGAGCAGCACUGACCUCACCCUGCAGGAUGAAGACCUGGUCUCCUCAGAAGGCUCUGGAUGGACAGCUGUAUUUGAUGAGCCAGUAAAUUCAAAGCCCCCUCCCUCAGGUGUGGCCAUGGACAUUGGUUCCCGUGUAUGGGAUGCAGCUGCUCCAGACACUUCCACUUCAGAUGAAAAAGGCUGGGCGAAAUUCACAGAUUUUCAAUCUUUUUGCUGCUCAGAAUCAGGUCCUCGAUGCAGUUCUCCUGUUGACACAGGGAGCAGCCCCUCUGAGGGGAAGCCCAGGCAGAGCCAGGACAAGAGCUUCAGCCCAGCUGCUCCCUGUGUCUGGAAUGUGUGUGUGGCAAGGAAGGCCCCCCUGGUGGCCUCUGACAGCAGCUCCUCGGGGGGCUCAGACAGUGAGGAGGAGGAGGAGGAGGAAGAGAAGAAAGCAGGUAUCGUCACAGAUACUGUCAGUCCUGGACCUGGACAAGAGGGCCUCAAGUUGACUCUGGACACCAAGAAGGACAAGGCUGCCUUGACCAGUGAUGCAGAGCCUCUGGUGAUCCAUAAGCUGCCCAUGUCAGAGAAGGGAGUGCCCAGUGCCUCGCAGCCCUCCUUGGAGCCCCUGAGCCCAGCUGCGGCGGCCUCUGCAGCCACGCCCACAGCAGCCACCACGGCUGUGCCCACCGUUGCCACCACGGCCAUCCUCACGGCAGCCACCACCACUGUACUCACAGCUACUCUCUCUGUGGCUGCUACCACAGUGGCUACCACAUCUGCCCUGGAAACAGUGAUGAAAGACAGGAAAGAGGAGGCGCCACCUUCUCCUGAAGCCACAUUAAAUGGCCCUGCUUGAUGCUGCUGCCUCCCUCAGGCCACGUCUCCUGGAGGCCCGGCUGCUUCCACUUAGGCAAGAGAACUACCUGGUGAUGCAAAUGGUCUGGUUUUUUAUUUUAAUUUUAUUUUUUAAUAAAUGCUGCAUUGGUAAAGCUGGUGGUCAGGACCAGUCACACAACGGCCACAACCAAACCCUUUCUUAGCAAACGUGGGGAAGGACAUUUGCAUUGUCUCAUGUAGCACGGGAGGUGCCUGGGCCAGAGCAAGACUUCAGCCUGCUUUCUCUCCCUGCUGCCCACCACCCUCGGCCCGCCUCAGGCCUGCCCCCGAAUGUUGACCUGUUCUCUGAGUGUCUCCUCUCCUGUGGCCGGUGUGGGCAGCAGCAGGGGGGCCAUGGCCACGAGCCGGGUCACCAGCACACACGCUGCCCCGGAUAGCAAUAAAGCCUUAUCGGACAGAAGGAGCCCGAGCUUGCCGGGGUGGGGGGACGGGAGGGAGGAAAGUAGACACCGAGGGCCCCCUCUGGACACUGGCCACCUGCCCGAUGCUCACCGGCCUACAGAGGACUGAGACCGACCGCCUCAGGAACAGGGGAUCUCCGCAGCCCCAGGGGAGCAGGCGCGCACAGGCCACAGCCAGCCCUGGACCUUGUGGACUUUCAGACAGAGCCAGUGGGGAACCUGGCCUCUUGUUUUUCAUGAUUUUUAAUGGAAGCAGGAACAGCCACAUUUUUGCACUUUGUAUCAGCAACAGCAUUGGAGCCCAAGAUCUGGACUCUUCCCUUGCCCCAGCCUUCGUUCCCCCCAUCCCACCCCUGCCUCCUGGCAGACUGUGUCCAAGCAGGGCUCCCUGGCUCCGGCCUCAGAAGCCGAGGCCCUCGGCAAUGAAGACCCUAAGGCCUGGGGCUGGGUCAGAACUAGCAGGGCAGGCCACAAAAUCCCCAAAGGUCUCAGGCUGAAACUAAGAAGAUGAAACCUCAAAGGAUAUAAAUGUAAAGUGUAGGCCUGCUGGGAGGGCGCUGCAGUGUGGGGGUCAAGGGGGCUGCAAGCUCGCUCUGUCACCAGCAUGACCCAGCAGCCAGGCAAGCUGACCCAGUCCCAGGGUACAUUGAGAGAGGGGGCCCCCAGAGCCAGGAAGGGGCUGUCCAGCUCCCCUCGGACUUGCCUAGGCCCUAUCUGGCACCUGGCGUUUGGUUCUGAGUUUGCAGUUUAAGAGAUCUGUUGAUGAGCUGGAGAGGCCAGAGCCAGGGAGCUAGAAAGCUAAUGGGCCCAGAAAUCAGGCCAGAAGGGAAGAGGACAGACCUGGGGAUGCCCGCUUAGAGAAGGGAAGCGAGGAAUGGAAUUAGACACGUGGACCGAGGGGGAAGCAGCAGGAGCAGUAAGAGAAAGGUCAGGAAGGCAGAUUUGGGCUGAGAGGGCCUCGUGAGGUACUGAGCUCCCUGUCACUGGGAGGGUGCCCUUAAUCAGGAGGGAUGCUGUAGGUUCAGGAGAUGAUCGACCAGCUGCAGGAGAUGGCCCCGGGAGUCCCGAGAAUCUGUUCCCUUCCCCCCCCACACCCCAAAGGCCUCAACUAUGGUCUUAGUGCACUUCACAGUGGAGCUUAGUUCUCCCUCAGCUGGCCUGGGGAGGGGGGAAGAGUGUUGAGACUUGAGACAGAGGGCUGAGCUUCCUGGAGAUCACUCCUGUUGACUCGAGUUGCCCUGGUUCCCAGGUUAGGGAGAUGGGUCCUGUUCCCUGCUAGCUGCUGUGGGGAGGAGGGCAGGGAAUGCCUGGCCGCAGCAAGAUAUAAGGAUGGGCCCUUCUCACCUGUACCCAGCAGCUGCUUGGGCUCGGCAGGCUGGCCUGGGUCCCCCACCCUACCCCCAUGCCUUCUUUGACUCCUGCUGGUGUCCAGCUAGCUGGGUGCCCGGCCUCCAGUGCCAGUGUGAUGCCCGUUGUGACUGCCCAGCCCUCUCAGACAGUCCCUGGCCACAGCCAGAAUUGGGGCAGUGGGAGCCAGGUUCUAACCUCUUCAUACAGAAUGUUUGUCUGUUCCCUCCUUGGUCUUUGAUUUGCUGACUUUAGGUGAUAUCUUUAAAAUCAUGGUAAACAUAUCAAAUGUACACUUUGAAAUGGC